AUGGCCUCGUUGAGAGGUAAACACGGAUAUUUCGAAUCGUGUUCAACUUAUACUGAUAAAGAAAAUUACUUUUUAGUUGAUUCCAGAUACGAGAUUAUCAGGGUUUUAGGUAAAGGCUCGUAUGGAGUUGUUUGUUCUGCAAUAGACACUAAAAGUUUGAGCACCGGCCUCGAGCAUAAGAUUGCAAUAAAGAAAGUGACAAAGAUAUUUACCAAAGAUAUCCUUUUGGUUAGGGCAAUCAGAGAAUUAAAGUUUAUGAAAUUUUUCAAGGGUCAUAAGAAUAUUGCCUCAUUACUCGAUUCGGACAUUGUUUACGUCAAGCCAUAUGAUGGUCUUUACUGCUUCCAGGAGUUAGCGGACCUUGAUUUAGCAAGAGUUUUGUAUUCCAAUGUUCAGCUAUCGGAGUUUCAUAUUCAAAACUUUAUGUACCAGAUUUUAUGUGGCCUCAAGUAUAUUCACUCAGCAGAUGUUAUCCAUAGGGAUUUGAAGCCAGGAAACAUUUUGGUAACCACGCAAGGGACACUAAAAAUUUGCGAUUUUGGUUUAGCACGUGGAAUAAGUCCCAAGUUUUUCAAGAAUCGAAGUGCUACAAUCACCAACUAUGUUGCCACUAGAUGGUAUCGUGCUCCCGAAUUGAUAUUAUCUACCAAAAACUAUUCAAAAGCAGUUGACGUUUGGGCUAUGGGAUGUAUACUUGGGGAGCUCUUUGGAAGAAGACCACUUUUCCCUGGGAAAAACCUGCAUGAACAGAUACAUGAAUUGUUUAAAGUUUUGGGCAGUCCACCUCCAGAAACAAUAAAGAAAUACAACUGGAAGAUUGAGGGGAUUCUGUGGGUCAAAUACAAACCAGUAAAUUGGAGAUCAAUAUACCCAUUCGCCCCAACUGAAGCAAUCGAAUUGUUGGACAAUUUAUUACAAUGGGAUUGCAAAAAGAGAUGCAAUGUUGACGAAAUUCUUGAGCAAGAUUUUUUCAAGUAUGUGAGAAACGUUACCGAAGAAGCCAGCAGCAGAUCUUUAUUUGAUUUCAGUUUUGAGGAGAAAUCGUGUAGUUUGCCUCGGUUAAAGGAAGUAUUAGAGGCGGAAGUGAGUGAUUUUACCGAGACAUGCAACAUUGGGGAGUGUUGA
Lodderomyces parapsilosis is the source of this 1125-nucleotide messenger RNA. It is a transcript of the gene CSK1, whose product is annotated as mitogen-activated protein kinase. NCBI's taxonomy places the organism in Eukaryota, Fungi, Ascomycota, Pichiomycetes, Serinales, Debaryomycetaceae. The transcript has 2 exons. The record is from RefSeq and is a predicted model, not a curated record. Gene Ontology annotation, biological process: protein phosphorylation; intracellular signal transduction. Bases 1 to 1125 code for a protein of 374 amino acids. Gene Ontology annotation, cellular component: cytoplasm; nucleus. Gene Ontology annotation, molecular function: ATP binding; protein serine/threonine kinase activity.